Messenger RNA from Helianthus annuus (common sunflower), 1275 nucleotides. Its product is annotated as ETHYLENE INSENSITIVE 3-like 1 protein. Gene Ontology annotation, cellular component: nucleus. Gene Ontology annotation, molecular function: DNA-binding transcription factor activity; DNA binding. The record is from RefSeq and is a predicted model, not a curated record. Bases 1 to 1275 code for a protein of 424 amino acids. The transcript has a single exon. Lineage: Eukaryota; Viridiplantae; Streptophyta; Magnoliopsida; Asterales; Asteraceae.
AUGAAGCCGGUCAACAACAAGGGAAAGAUAACACCUGAUGUUGAGGAGCUGAAAAGAAGAAUUAUGCAGGAUACAAUGCUUUUAAAUCUUAUUAUGGAGCAAAAGAAAGGUAAAACCUUCGAGUCCGUGAAAGCAGACCAGACCGAAGCACAGAAGAAGCCGGAUUUUAUCGUAGAACACAUGAAAAAAAUGAUGGAAGUUUGUAAUGCUAAGGGGUUUGUUUAUGGAAUCAUCUUGGAGGAGGGAAUGCCCGUGACCGGAGCCUCGGAAAAUCUUCAUGGCUGGUGGAAAGAACGAGUGCGGUUUGCCGAAAAGGCGCCCGAAGCGAUCACGGACUACAAUGUCAAGAAAGUGUUUGGAGGAGUAGUGGACCAUUCUAGCAUGUCCACUCCUCACAUCUUACAAAAACUUCAUGACACUACCCUUGGCUGUCUUUUGUCCACUUUGAUUCAACAUUGUGAUCCACCACAGAGACAGUAUCCACUAGAAAAGGGUGUUGCGCCGCCAUGGUGGCCCACCGGUGAAGAGAAAUGGUUAUCGGAGAUAGAUGUGGACAAAAAAGAGCUCCCACCGCCAUAUCGAAAACCACAUUAUCUAAAAAAGGUUAUGAAGAUAUGUGUUUUGAUGGCUGUCAUUAGGCAUAUGUCUCCAAACAUGGACAAAAUUCAUAGUGUUGUUAUGCAUUCUAAGCGUUUACAAGACAAGAUGACUGCCAAAGAGGCGGCCAUCAUAGUAGACGCAAUUAAACACGAGGAGGUUCGGCUACAUCACGAAAGCUCUUCACCUGUAGCCGCUAACAAUGGUGUUGUUAUGGUCCAUGAGAACUAUGGAAACCUCCUUGAUUCUUUCAAAUCCCAAGAUUUGGAGCCGAAAAGGAAACGACCAAAGGAAAAUGAUUAUCAUCAUCAUCAGCAGCAGCAACAGGAUGUUAUGCUACAACCAAAUGCAUAUCUAAGCAAGUACUCUCGGGUGUACGACAACGGCAUACACUUCGAACUGAAAACAAACAAUCAUCAGAUGAAUGGCUCUAACUAUCAACCUCUUGCUGAUUUUCGACUUGUGAACCAUGAUGCAAUAUCCUUCAACCCGGCUCCACCGCUCAUGAACCAAACUGGUCCGCUAGUGAACAAGGUUGAUGCAAUUAGAGGCACCCAGAAUCAGAACCUCCUGAUGCAGCUCAACAAGGAUCUUGAUGCCAAUUAUCUCAUAGGGAGUGAUGAUGAUCUGGUGAACUUCUUGUUUAACCCGGAUGAUCCUAAAUUCGAGAGUAUAUGA